AUGGCAAAUAUAGCGAUGUGUGCUAUUGUCGAAGAAGAAGAAGAAAGAAUUCGCAGUAUGGAUAAUCCUGUUUGUAUUAUUUGCAAUGAAUCUGGUGGAGAUUUAAGGACGAUUCAUAGUAAGGCGAUAAACACUCUUAUAGAUUCUAGCAAACAAAGAAAAGACAACAAGUUUAAGUCGUUGGAAAAAUUAGCAUCAGCCCAUGUACACUUUAUUUGUCAGAAAAAAUAUAAUAGAAGAAGUUCAAUACAUAAUGCUUCAACAGAACACAUCAGAAAAAGUUUGGAAGGUAAAAAAAUAGUCAAAGAUGCUCUCGAUUUCGAUUUUCAAAAACUUUGUCUGUUUUGCGGCGGUACUUGUUUAUCCAAGGAUCAAAUUAAAUUUGUACAAAAACCUGAAACAAGGGAUAAAAUAAUUGAAGCUCUUGAAGAACGAGAAAAGUCGAGUAUAUCUGAUAAAAAUUUACUUGCACGUUUGCGAAACAAUCCAGACUUGCCUAAAAUUCAAGCUAGAUAUCAUCCAGAUUGUAUUAAGCAAGCUUGGCAAGAAUGGUAUAAAAAUCAACAAGAAGAUGUCGAAUUGGAACGAAAGAGAAUUGUUAAAAUGGCAGCAAAAAUUAUCUUGGAGGACAUCCGAUCAACUAUUUACGAUAAGAACAAUUACAAUCUCCCACAUUUCAACGACAAAAAUAUCUUUGAAAAUAUUCCAGAAUCUUUAACAAAUUUUCUUGAUGUUGUUAUGAAAAGUCACAAAGCUGUAAGUAGAAAAAAUGAUUUCAAGUGGAAAAAGAGAAUAUCUACAAUUGCUCAUAGUAUAAUAAUGUCAGCCCGGCCACGCACAUUUUUAUCGCCAAUUUUACUCGGUCUGUCAUCUAUGAUGCACAAAAAAUAUGCAUCAAGAGACUUGAUUGAUUCAUUGUCGUAUUUGGGUUUGUGUGCGACCUACGACGAAACCUUGCGCUUUGAAGCGUCAAUUUUAGAUGAUCCUGAAAAUCAUGUUUGUAAAUCUGAGUGUUUUGUUCAAUACGUUUUUGACAAUGCUGAUCAUAAUACCUGUAUACUUGAUGGAAAAAACACGAUGCACGUUAUGGGAGGUAUUAAGGUUGCAACUCCGUCAUCAGAUGUCAUUUCAAAAAAAAAUAUUACUCGAUUGAAGAAAAUUCCUACUUCAGAAGUAGUUGGCAAGUUUGGAUUUAUACCAUUAUUACAUUUCGAAAAAAAAAAUGCACAGGGCCUAAAAACAGUAAUUGUGAAGGAUAUUUUAACCAAUGAUUUUAACAAACCAAAGAUGUCGAUUGAAGAUUUUACCUGGCUUUAUUCGAAAUAUUCUAAUAAAAAAUCAAAUGGCUACAGCGGCUUUAUGGAAGAAUUUCAUUCAAAUUGUGACUACAAAAUGUCGAAAAUUAUUCCGUUACCAUUUGUUAAUAAUCCGCCAAGCGAUUGGAAUACAAUUUUUACUGUAUUGGUAAAAGCAUCAGUAGAAACCAGAGAUAAGCAUGAACAAACUAUUUGUUUUGUUACAUUUGAUCAACCGCUGUAUCAAAAGGCUCGUUACAUUUUAUCAUGUGUAGAUCCAACAAAUGACGAAUAUGGUUUAAUGAAUGUUAGAGUAAGACUUGGUGGAUUCCAUACGCUAAUGUCGUUCCUAGGGUCAAUUGGAUUUAUAAUGGAUGGAAGCGGACUCAAAGAAGCUUUUGCCUGUAUAUAUGCUGAUAAUUCUGCAGAAAAAGCAUUUACCGGACAUGCGUAUUCCAGAUCCAUUCGAGCACAUUUUCUUGUUCAAGUGGCUUUAGCAACAAUUAUUUUUGAAUCACUUGAAUUAACGGACGAACAAAAGGCAACGUUCGACGGAUUUUUGCAGAAUUUACGCAAAGAGAAUGUAACAGAUGAUAUGCAAAAUGAAAAGAUUGUAGACAUUCAACGCAAAUUUACAGAACAUAUCGACGACAUAGAAAAAAAAGGACCAACGGCGCAAUUGUGGAUUCAGUACUGGAAUAUGUUGGCGGUCGUUAAAGAGUUUAUAAAAGCUGAACGUUCGGGAGACUGGGAUCUACAUCUCGAAGGUGUUAAACGAAUGAUUCCGUAUUUUCAUGCAUCCGGCCAUAAUAAUUAUGCAAAAUCAGCUCAUAUAUAUCUGCAAGAUAUGUUGGAGUUAAAAGAUGCAAUGGGAGAGUAUCCUUUUGAGAAAUUUAAAGCAGAUAGUUUAUUUACGAUUAGACGUACUGACAAGUUUUGGUCUGGAAUUUGGUCUGACAUGACCAUUGAGCAAGCACUAAUGAGAUCGAUGAAGACACAAGGCGGAUUAACGCACGGCCGUAAUCCCAACCGUGAAAGCGUUUGCACAAAAUUUUUAUUAACAAUGAUAAUUCUAGUUGAUAUAUGCAACGAAAUGGAGAACUUUUGCAAUGUUUCUUAUUGCACUUCUGAACAACAUGUCGACUCGACGGAAUCAAGGAUUACGAGAGACGUUUCUGAUCUUGAAACAAUAUUACAAUUUUUUGGCACGUACAAUCCGUUUCCAGAGACACGUAAUAUUAUGUCAAUUUUUUCUGGAAUUGUCAGCGAUCUCAAGGAAGGAAAAAAAGGCAAUGAAGCGAAAAAUGCUAUAAACUGUCACAAAGCAUUUGAAAUAGGCUUGGCAUCUGUAAAAGAAAUGACGGGGAAAAAUUUUGGGGAAGUAACAUUCAAACGGACGAACAGAGUCAAAGCUCUCAGUAGUAUUCAUGCCUCGAUCAAAGUUAACGACGACCUCGUUCCGAUAGAUCCAUUAUUAUUGUUUCAACGUUUAUGCGCCAAUAUUACUGAGAAGACUGACAUGAGGAUGUAUUUAAAAUUCGAACUUGCUCCAUUCCCGCUCUCAAUUUUUACAGAAGACGGUUUUCGAAAAAAUACGAAAUCGGACCUGUUUGGUUAUUUUACAAAAACUGAACCCCCUCGCGGAGACUUGGUGCACGUUGUUGAUGGCGGAUUUUUGUUGCAUAAAGUCGUUUGGCAAAAAAAUGAUACUGUGCAAGUGAUUAAUCAAAAAUAUUUGAAUUUUGUACGCAAGCAUUAUACAGACGACAGUUUUAUUGUGUUUGAUGGCUACCCAGACAAUAAGUUAGAUACAAAUACUACAACAUCCUCAACAAAAACAGCGGAACGCUCAAGACGAAAAAGCACUUCAGUAGUUCCUGCCUUUAUAGUUGAGCCGCAAACCAAAAUAACUCUUUCACAAGCCCGAUUUUUAUCUAAUGAAAAAAAUAAGAAAGAAUUGAUAAAAGAGUUGUCAAGAAUAUUUAGAUUCGAAGGAUAUACCGUUAGACAAGCUGAAGAAGAUGCCGAUUCGCUAAUUAUAUAUACAGCCAUUGAAAUUGCCGAAAAAAACAAGAUUGUAAAGACAACAACAGGUGUUGCCGAAUACAAAAAAACUGUCGUUGUUGUUGGACAAGACAUAGAUCUGUUGGUUCUAUUAAAUCAAUUGAAUUCAUCCGACGCAAGUAUUUAUUUUCUCUCGCCAGGUGCAGCCAAUACAAAUGACUCAAUUUAUUCGUCAAAUAGUUUUCAGCAUAAAGAUUACCGUUCGAUUAUUGCAUUUUUACACUGUUUUUCUGGUUGUGAUACAAAUUCUGGAUUUGCAGGCAAAGGGAAAAGAAAAAUAGUUAAUUUGUUAAUUGCUACUCCUGAACUAACAGAUUUAGUAAAGCCUUUUUACACAGCCGAUGCAGAUCCAAAAGUCAUUGCUCGAAAUGGCUGCAACUUAAUUAAAUCGAUUUAUAACUGCAAGAACUUUAAUACAUCUCUUGAUGAAUUAAGAUACCAGCAUUAUAAAAAACUAGUACAAACUUCUACUUUUAAAUUGGAAAAAAUUCCACCUACUACUGGAGCAGCUAUACAAUUUUCGAAGAGAGCAUAUUUCCAACUUCAAAAGUGGCUUGGAAAUGAUGAAAUCAAUGCAACACUGUGGGGUUGGAAACAAGUAAUUGUAAAUAAUCAACAAAUACUUAUGCCUCGCUUCACAGAAGAUCCUGUAAUCCCCGAAGAUCUAUUAAGAAUAAUUUCUUGCAAUUGCGGCAAUUCAGAUUGUUCAACGAAGUCAUGUGGAUGCCGAAAACUUGGCCUAAAAUGUACAGAAUUUUGUCAAAGUUGUCCGAAUGACGACUGUUGUUCAAAUUUAUACGAGCCUUUAAGAAUUCUACACGAUUCGGAAGACAUUGAAGUCGAAGUCGAAAUUGAGCAGCAAAUGCUUUCGGAGAAUUUGGAAGAUGAUCAACCGACUCCGUCAAAAAGAUCAAAACUGGCGUAA
Molecule: messenger RNA, 4284 nt
Organism: Cyphomyrmex costatus
Lineage: Eukaryota; Metazoa; Arthropoda; Insecta; Hymenoptera; Formicidae
Exons: 4
Coding region: 1-4284 (1427 amino acids)
Source: RefSeq, a predicted model, not a curated record